Messenger RNA from Hypoxylon trugodes, 1803 nucleotides. RefSeq names its product MFS general substrate transporter. Gene Ontology annotation, biological process: transmembrane transport. Bases 1 to 1803 code for a protein of 600 amino acids. The transcript has 2 exons. NCBI's taxonomy places the organism in Eukaryota, Fungi, Ascomycota, Sordariomycetes, Xylariales, Hypoxylaceae. The record is from RefSeq and is a predicted model, not a curated record. Gene Ontology annotation, molecular function: transmembrane transporter activity.
AUGGUACGCGCCGCCACCAUCGUGCCGGCUGUCUCGCCCGCUACUCGUCCAGGCAGAACACAAACAAGAUCAGGUUCUAUAGGAAGUUUUCGCGCCGGCUCUCCUCUACCUACCCUUCCAUCUAAUCGAGCCUUAUCCUCAACUUUACGUCGUGUAUCCACUCAACAUCAUUACCAAACCUUUCCGACGCCGCCACCGAGGAACGCUGGCAGAAGACCGGAUACAGGUUCUAGUUCCUCCGAAUCCCAAGCCCACGAUCACCAUGGCGCAAAAACACCGUUACCUGUUAAGCAGCUUGCCCUCUUGGCCCUCCUAUCUUUAUCCGAACAGACGGCUCUCAACUCUAUAUCGCCCUAUCUACCCGAAAUGAUCGAGUCCUUCCCCGGUGUUAGCCACGAUGAAGUCGGUUUAUACGUUGGUCUAUUGGCCUCCGCAUUUGCUUUGGCCCAACUCGCAACCAAUCUCUUAUGGGGAUACUUAUCCGACGUGAUCGGGCGUAAACCUGUCAUGUUAUUAGGCACUUUACUACUGUGCUUCUGCUUCGCGGGCUUUGGGUUUUGCACGAGAUAUUUCCAUAUUGUUUUAGCACAUGUGGCUAUGGGAUUGUUCAAUGGAAACGCUGCUGUUGUCCCUACCUGCCUCGGCGAAUUGACUGAUCGAAGCAAUCAAAGCAAGGCUUUCACGUGGUUACCCGUCGUGUAUAGCCUAGGCAGCAUUACAGGUCCCGCCCUUGGGGGCUUGUUAGUGGGCACGAUCGCAAAGGAUAAAUAUCCUUUCCUUGCGCCGAAUGUUCUCGGAGCUUCACUUCUCGCCCUAAGUGUGGUUGUAUUGGGUAUUUGGUUCGAGGAGACCCUAGAAGAUCAGGGGGACAUUCCUAAUUGGCGCGAGCAACUUCCGUGGCUAUUUGGUUCUUCAAAGCAAACACAACCCGGAUCUAAGCGCUCAUGGACUUGGCCCGGAGGUAGAGAUGCUGAUAAUGAGCAAAGGGAAGCAAACGAGGAUGAAGCAGGAGAGGAGAGUACUCUUCUUGAGCCUAACGAGGACGAACAAGAUGAAGGCGACCCGAAAUCAACACACGAAGUUACUACGUGGCGCCAACUCUUAAAUCGGACGACCAUAGUUCUACUCAUUACGCAUCUGGUCUUCCAGUUAUCCAACAGCUCCUUCAACAGUCUGUAUCCUAUAUUUGCAUCAGGGGAAACACCCACGGGGCGAGACCUACAUGCAGAUGUUAUCGGAGUCUCGUUAUCUGUUGCUGGGGCGUUUACUAUCCUGUUCCAAUUAUUCCUCUUCGGGCCGUUGAAAUCCCAUUUGGGCAAUGUUCGGUCGUAUCGAGGCUCUUUGCUUGGUUUUGCAGUCACUAUGGCCUUGAUGCCGUUCGUCGGUUACGUGGAUUCUAGCCCACCAUUUGGUGUGGGAGACAGUAAAUUAUGGCUGUACGUGGAAAUCGGAGCGAUACUCAUCAUUAAGAAUAUAUGUGCCGUUGGUGGCCUAUCUAGCGUUAUGCUAUUAAUAACCAACUCAGCGCCGACUCACGCGAGUUUGGGUAGGCUCAAUGGCAUCGCGCAAACCCUCUCGGCCGCCGGAAGAAGCGUAGGCCCUUUCCUCUCGGGUGGACUCUUCACAGUCUCGACACACGUCCAACCCAAAGGCGAAGCUCUUGCCUGGGGGCUAUUCGCGGGGAUAGCCCUCGCAGGAUGGCUGGGGAGUUACGCGAUUCAUGGCGAAGGACUCGAGAGCACCGAUGACGGCUAUGAAGAGGAGGUAAACCCUGAGGAACCCACGGACAAUGCUCCCGCAUGA